Messenger RNA from Actinia tenebrosa (Australian red waratah sea anemone), 2330 nucleotides. Its product is annotated as gamma-aminobutyric acid receptor subunit beta-3-like. The record is from RefSeq and is a predicted model, not a curated record. Gene Ontology annotation, cellular component: membrane. Gene Ontology annotation, biological process: monoatomic ion transmembrane transport. Lineage: Eukaryota; Metazoa; Cnidaria; Anthozoa; Actiniaria; Actiniidae. Gene Ontology annotation, molecular function: transmembrane signaling receptor activity; extracellular ligand-gated monoatomic ion channel activity.
UUAUAAAACGAAAGAUAACUACUGAUAAUCCAAUACAAUAUCAGGGUUAGUGAAAUUUACCUUGGAUGUCUUUCAUUGAAAUCAAAAUUUUGGAGGUUUCCGAACUUUUUAUGGACAAAUCAAGACUAAACAGACUUGGAAACUGGUUAAAAAAGAGUUCUAUUCUUAUGAGGAAGAAAAUGAUGACAGACAGCCUUCUGUUUCAAAAGAUGUUAAUAAUUUGUUGCAUUGGUUCAGUACAAGCUGCAUCGAUAAAAGCAAGGGAUUAUUCGAAAAAAUCAGAGAACGUAACAAAAGCCAUCGAUGAUUUAUUAGUGGGAUAUGACAACCGCCUGAGACCUUAUUUCGGUGGUAUACCACUGAAUAUAUCUGUGUACAUAACCGUGGUAUCCAUAAGUAACGUCAUAGAAAAGGACAUGGAGUUUUCUCUGGAUUUAUUUUUCAAGCAGUCAUGGAAUGACCCAAGAUUAAGCCAUUCAGUAGGAUUUCCUCUGAUUCUGCCAGGCAAACUCAAGGAAAAUAUCUGGAUUCCUGACACUUUUAUUCUCAAUGUCAAAACAGCCAAGUUUCACAACGUACCCGCUUCUAAUGUUCGUAUUGUCAUUGAGCAAAAUGGCCAAAUUGAACUUAGUGAAAGAUUAACUGUCACAGCUUCCUGCCGUAUGGACCUUAGAAGAUAUCCAUUAGACAUUCAAACAUGCGCUCUGGAGAUAUUGAGUUACUCUUAUGAUGUCAACGAUAUUGAUUACUAUUGGAAGCCAAAGGAGGAUCUUAUCAUUCUUGAUCCUGAGAUGUCUGAGUUUGAAUUAUCUGACUACAAGGGAGAGAGAAAACAAGUGAAAUACGUUAUUGGGACCUACAUUCAUCUCGUUGCCAAUUUCGUAUUACAACGUCGACUCGCCUAUUCGUUCAUCCAAAUCUACUCCCCAACGUUUCUAAUCGUUGUAUUGUCUUGGCUCUCCUUUUGGAUAUCAAAAGAUGCCGUUCCCGCCCGAGUAGCCCUGGGAAUUACUACUGUAUUGACUAUUGUUACUUUGAUGGGGUCCUUGAGAAAUACAGUUCCUAAGGUGUCUUACAUCAAGGCAAUCGAUUGCUACCUUAUCGUUUCUUUCCUCUUCGUGUUUGGCGUAUUGCUUGAGUACAUAGCAGUCUUGAUGCACAGCCAACACAACGCAAAAAAGAAAAUGAAAGGAAAGAAGAUAAAGAGCCGAGCGCAUUUGGACAUCGAUGGAUUUGCUGCCAAUAUAACUUAUCGUCCUUCCUCACUGGCAUCUUCACCUUCGAGAACUUCCAUGUCUCGACUCUCUUAUAACGAUCCUACACCCAUACAUACCAGCAGAAUUCAUCUAGCUCCACCUGGCCCAGGUCAACACCCACACAGAAGAUCGGCUUGUGCUGGCAAAAACAUCAAAUCGAAUAUGGCGACCAAUAUUUCAAUAAGUAUUAUACUCUUAUACCCGGACCUGCUAUAUCGCACAGCCCCUAUGCCGCCACCCCGCCAAGGCCAAGCUUUUUCGACUGGUUUUGCAAACCCAAACUUAAAUGUUUUCAGUCGACAAAGGACAAUGAAGUGGAUCUUUUUGACCGAUUAGCACGUAUAUUAUUCCCCUUCUCUUUCAUAAUCUUCAACAUCGGCUAUUACGUUUACUAUAUGUAAACGUUAUUACGUGAAGUGAUGUAGUUUCUGUGAAAUAGAAUAUAACGGCGACACGCAAGCUAUCACUCUUUUAUCACGAAAAAUUGACCGCUACGCGGCAAUCAUUAAAUGUGGGAACAGGAUGUAUUAAUGUUUUUAGGUAUGUCGAAUUCGUUCAUUAUUAGUUUUUUAUUUCAAUUAGCAUUUCAUAGUCAGCGUUAACAUCGACAAAUCAAAUCACAAAAAUUAUUUUCAAUGAUUGUAAGAAAUAAGCUGUAUGGGUGUUCACUUGUGCAACUGUGAAUAAAUCGCUACGGGUUGUACGCGAAACUGCAAUACCACGUCAUAGGUAUAAUGUUUUCAUGGUCGUCAUUUCCAUUUUUUAAAAAAACGUCAAUUAAAGAUAGUGGUGUGCCAAAACCUAGUAAAUAGAAUAGCAUGUUUAGUGUGAAACCACAUAAAAGAUCACGCGACGGAAACAAAGUUCACAACAUAAUUUUUUGACUACCGCUAGCGGGGAAUGAAGGGUGAGCAAAGGAUCGAUUGUCACUGGCUGCAGCAAUAUAAGAGCUUUGCUUAACCUAUAGGGUUUUUCUCUUGCAUCCUCUACAUUUCAUCUUAUAUCUCAUAGUCGUAAUUUAUACUUUCAAUUAAAUUGCAACUAUUUUUUUGUAUGUGCGUUGAAAUAAAUAAA